AUGAAUUCACCUCAAUGCCAUCUGGCCGACCACAUCGCGUACCACACCUACAGCCUCCACACGAGCAUGCUCAACUACUCAGACGAGAGCCACAACUCACAAAGUGGAACACCUCAGACACAGCCCACCGACUACUCACUGAGCACGGCCAACGUCGCGACCAAUCACCACAGCCUGCUGCCCUGGUUCGGUGACGCAUAUCCACGACAGGCACCUCCGAGUCCCAGUCUAUCGGACACCGCAACUUCCUACCACGUAAAACGCCCCAUGAACGCCUUCAUGGUGUGGUCUCGUGGCCAGCGCAGGAAAAUGGCCCACGCCAACCCCAAGAUGCACAACUCGGAGAUUAGCAAACGCCUCGGUGUCGAGUGGAAGCACCUCUCGGAGGCGGAGAAGCGACCGUUUAUUGACGAAGCCAAACGUCUCAGGGCCAACCACAUGAAGGAACACCCCGACUACAAGUAUCGGCCCAAACGCAAGUCAAAAGCCGCGAUUAUGAUGGCCAUGGCUAGCAGUAGAGAGCGUUUUCACACAACUUUUCCGCCACACGGGCUUCUUCCUGGAUUCCCACCAUUCAGUGGAAUCUACGCCAACGCCUUCACCAACCCCUUCACCCCGAUUCUUCCAAUAUUACCACCACCGCCGCCACCACUUCCAUUAUCGACAGCAUCAGCUAUGACGUCGGCGACAUCGGAGCCGCUAGUGAUGAAUUUGAUGCGAGUGGCAUCGUCCGACACUCCAGGGAAUUCCUUUACACCAACUGUCCGUCAGGAAGAGGGCUUAUCCAAGACAUCCUCGUCAGCAUCAUCACCACCACCACCCCCAGCACAUCAGACACCCUCAGCCUCGACCUUGGCCUUCAGUGCCGACUCGCUGAUUGAACCGCUGCCGUCGAAACCGCAGGCGCUUUUCUCUCCUCCAACCAAUCACAUCGAUCUUCUCAAACCGCUCCAUGCCGCCUUCCUCUGUGGUGGUGGCGGUGGUGGUGAAGGAGACGACGCGAGAAUCCUCUGGUUCAAGUACCUCACCACCGCUGCCGCCAUCUUCUCGAAUCUGCGCGGCAACGCAAUCGACGAGGCGGUCGGUGGAAUGGUUGACGGCCAGAAUCCUGAUAGUCAGGCAAUACAGAAGGGGUUAUGGAUAGAGUUAGAUUUGCUAAUCGCAAUCUCGCACAAGCCAUUAGCGGCCGCAACUACCGUGCCGCGGUUGUGUUCCAUUACCCUAAUUGACGGGUUCCCCACCUCCCUUCCCCCGCAAACCACCGCAUUUCUCCAGAGGACCUCUCCCAGCAACCAAUCAACCCCCCCACCUGUUACUGGGGUCCCCGACCGACUCGUGGAGACGACCGCAGUCACCAACGUUGUGCACCCAUUAACCGCCUUGUUUAAGCACAAUCUCGCGUAUGUAUCUCCUUACCACCACCCCUCCCCUCCCCCGCCUCCCCCACCCUAA
Molecule: messenger RNA, 1452 nt
Organism: Mesocestoides corti
Lineage: Eukaryota; Metazoa; Platyhelminthes; Cestoda; Cyclophyllidea; Mesocestoididae
Source: the annotation of a GenBank genome assembly